UAAAAUCACUCUGUUUUCAAGAAACAAGAAUCCAGUAAGUACUCCGAUUGCAAAAUCAUGAUCAGCUUUCGAAGUAGCAGUAGAUUUCAAUUUUCAUCCCAAAACCGCCAUUUUCGAAUUUCAAACACAGAAUCCCUAAGCAAAGAAUGUAGAAAUUCGAUAAGAAUCUUGAAUCGCGAAAAUGGGUCCUACUCUGCUCCUCCUGGCUCCACCAAGGCACUGAAAUGUCGAGUGUUCUCUAAACUGGUGGCUAUGGCAGGAGAAUGAGAUAGCAAAAUUUUCCAGAACAAACGCGUUGCAACAAGUUUUCACCGGCGCGAAGGAACAGAAUUCAUCAGACAUCCAAAACUUGGAGCUUUAGCGAUAGCGUAAAGUAGAAUUGAAUUCGACUUGGAGUUUCGAAUCUGAACUUGAAUCUGCAAUCCUAUGCAAUGGUUGCCCACUUGAAUUCUCGGAGGCCCAUAUCGUUAUUUAUGUUCAUGUGAUUCUCCAAGACAUAGUAAUGGGCCAUGCUUUUCAUCACAAUUUGAUUUGAUAUCAGGCCCGGGUGUGGUUUGCUUUAAGCCCUUCGUCAAGCUCACACGCACACCAACUGUUUGUAGAAAUGUCAGCUCGAGAUGCUGAUUCGUCAUAUGAUCUAUGCCUUCUCCAUUUUCUAGGCAUUUCUCCUCCACGCUAAAGAAUGAGCAAACUCCAAAAUCUCACUUGAAGAAAACCCAGAUGCCUAUACUUUGCAAAUUAGUCUUAUACAAACUUAGGCAUACCAGUAUCAGGUGCCCUGAGAAGUGACUCAAGCAAUGGCUGCUCGGUCGGUUUACUCUUCAUCAGUGCCUUCUCUACCACCCCCGAGUCCGAAAUCUCCGCCUGAGUACCCGGAUUUGUAUGGGAAGCGUCGAGAGACAGCUAAGAUUCAGACGCUUGAAAGAGAAAUUGGUUUCCUUGAGGACGAACUAAAAUCCAUCCAAAGUCUUCAACCCGUAUCAAUAUGCUGCAAAGAGAUUAGCGAUUUUCUAACGGCCAAUUCAGAUCCAUUGACGCCUACAUGCAGGGCAAAACAUCAGCGAUGUCGCAUCUGGAAAUGGUUAUGCGGGUUUCCUUGCUUUAAGUUGUCGUGGCUGUGCUGCUGCUCUUGCACUGGUUGCUCUGUCUAUGUAGAUAUGCCUCACUGUUGUGACUGCAAACCAUGUAACUUCCCAUCAUGUUUAAGGUGUUGUAGUAUGCCAAAGUGUAGUUUCUUCUCUUGUCCCCCUUUAUCCUGCUGUAGAAACUUCUCGUGUCGUAAAUUAUGUUGUUUAUCAUUACCUUCAAUCUCAUGCCCCCACUGUUGCAGCUGCUGCGAAUGCAAAUGCAGCUGUAAGUGCUCUUUUCCAAAAUGUUCACAGGUACCUUCUUGUCGCCUCUGUACAAAGUCGUGUUGUAACCCCUGCUCUUUAUGUUGUUGCUUUUAGUUCAGCAACACUAUUCCAUAAAGUUAUUUUGAUCUUCUACAUGAAAAAGUCGAUGGACAUUAUGAUGAA
Molecule: messenger RNA, 1517 nt
Organism: Benincasa hispida (wax gourd)
Lineage: Eukaryota; Viridiplantae; Streptophyta; Magnoliopsida; Cucurbitales; Cucurbitaceae
Product: guanine nucleotide-binding protein subunit gamma 3-like
Source: RefSeq, a predicted model, not a curated record